Molecule: messenger RNA, 2327 nt
Organism: Nematostella vectensis (starlet sea anemone)
Lineage: Eukaryota; Metazoa; Cnidaria; Anthozoa; Actiniaria; Edwardsiidae
Product: thiamine transporter 1
Exons: 3
Coding region: 123-1577 (484 amino acids)
Biological process (GO): transmembrane transport; vitamin transport
Cellular component (GO): plasma membrane
Molecular function (GO): vitamin transmembrane transporter activity
Source: RefSeq, a predicted model, not a curated record
AAGAACACAUUGACAAAAAAAAUGCGCAAAAACGAGAGGAAACGGCUUCUGACCUUAGCAUUGACAAAAUAAUAGUAAAACUCACGUGAUUUCAACCCCUUCGAACUAAAAGAAGUCCAAACAUGGCAGUUCAUCUUGAAUUCUGGCAAAAGGCGACUUUGCUUCUCUGUUUGUAUGGGUUUUUCAAGGAGAUGAAACCUUCUGAACCGUUCCUCACUCCAUAUUUACGCGCCCCGCCGAAAAACAUCACCGAUGAGCAGUUAGAGAACGAGAUCUAUCCCGUGUGGACCUAUUCCUACCUUGCUGCAUUGUUCUUUGUGUUUGUAUUCACUGAUUUUCUACGAUACAAGCCUGUUAUUAUCAUAGAAGGUCUUGCGUAUCUCGCCACUCGGGUACUGUUGAUCUGGGCCAGUGGCGUGUUAGCUAUGCAGUUUAUGCAACUUGCAUAUGGUAUUGCUACCGGGGCCGAGGUGGCGUACUACUCCUACAUCUAUGCUGUUGUUGAUAUCGAACACUACUUAAAGGUGACCAGCUAUACUAGGGCUGCUGUUCUGGUUGGCCGAAUGAUGUCCGGUGUUGUUGGCCAACUUUUGGUUUCAUUCAGAGUUUGUGACUAUUUGACACUAAACUAUAUAUCAAUGGCCAGUGUCUGUAUUGCUUUUAUUUUUACAUUCCUAUUGCCAUCAGCGACUGGAAAUGUAUUUGGUGUUGGGCAAAACAUACCACAAAAUACAGACUCGAAAGCGGACGGCAAUUGUGAUGAUGAAAUUAUUGUGGUGCACCAAUUGCCAGGCAGUCUUAAUAAUUGUGGCAGGCUCUACAACUCCUGGAAGUUGUCGUUACUGAACAUGUGGCAUGAUUUUAAGGUGUGUUACUCAAAUAAGGAACUGUUAAAAUGGUCACUCUGGUGGUCAUUUGGCACUUGUGGAGAAUUCCAGGUAGAAAACUUUAUCCAGAAUCUUUGGGAGGUCAUCUAUCCAUCCAUGAGCCAUAGGAAGAUCUACAAUGGAGGUGUCACAGCCAUUAGUCAUUUAUUUUGUGUAGGAGUGGCGCUGUUGCUGAGCCGAUUGAAUGUGAACUGGUCAAUAUUUGGUGAAGUUGUGCUCGGUAUUGUAUGUGUGGCAGAUGCCUUUGUACUAUAUAUUAGUGCCCAUACUUCUAGUAUAUGGCUGGCCUACCUGAUGUACAUCCUGUUUCGGGUAGCUUAUACAUUUCUUAUUACCAUUGCAAGUUUCCAGAUAGCCAAGAAUGUUGGCUUGUCCAGAUUUGCACUGGUAUUUGGAUGUAACAUGUUUGCAGCCCUUGCUCUUCAAACCAUCUUGACGACCAUUGUAGCAGACAAAAGUGGGCUGGACCUUAAUAUUAUAGAGCAGUUUGUUGUCUACGGCAGCUAUUUCUUCAUCAUCGGUGCAGUGUUUCUAGCAAAGGGUGUUUAUAGCAUGACCCGCCUUGGUUGGCGGGUAUGCUGGAACCAGCGCCGUAUGUCCCAUGAUGCUUUGCCCCUCAACAAUGACAUGACAACAUCCCAGGAGUCAAUAGAGCAGCAAACAGGAAGUCAAAGUAACAAUGUUAUCUAGAAGAAGAAAAACUCACAACAAAUAGAUUGAGUGAAUAAUUUUUUUCUAUCAUCCCAUGAAUCCAGUUGAACAAAACUAAUUAACUGGAAACAAAUAAGCAGUACAGAUAUGGCCUAUAAGGUUACCUGUGUACCACAGGGAAACUUGAGAUACAACACUGCACACCACAACCUUGUGGAGAAGGCUAGACAAAACACAUGCGUUUAUCUACAUCUGGGUCUUACAAGAUUAUCUUUAUUUGAAAUCAGUAGAAAACUACUAGAAAGCUCAUGCUACAGGUCCAGUAUUUUUAACAUUUAAGGCUUGGUAGCUACCAAGAAAAGUUUGUAGUCUUGCUUUACUUUUAACUUUAUUUUUGUUUUGUUGUUUUAACAACAACAACAAAAUAAUUAUUGCUUGUAUUGAAAUAAUUUUUUUGCUAGUUAUGCAGGGUAGCUUGUUGGUUUGCCUUGAAUGUGUUAGAAGGUACUUCUUACGGUCUUUAGUGUUAACGAGAGCUUGUUUUUUCUUUUCUUUGUAGUUCCACAGAAUCAUGUUUAUUUUCUCUAUUGUGGCUAUUUCUUUAUAAUCGGCGCAAUGUUUCUAGCAAACAUUAAGCGGAUUAGGAUUCAAACAGUUUUUAAAUAGUUAAUAUAGUUUUUAAAACUAAGCCCAAAGAAUUGUUCCAAAAUUAAUGAGAAACACACACAAUAUGCUAAAGGGACAAAGGCUGAUUUUUCUUGAAAUAAAAAAACAAAUGCAUCUUUUAAA